Molecule: messenger RNA, 396 nt
Organism: Leptinotarsa decemlineata (Colorado potato beetle)
Lineage: Eukaryota; Metazoa; Arthropoda; Insecta; Coleoptera; Chrysomelidae
Source: RefSeq, a predicted model, not a curated record
GAUUGCAGUACAGGAUGAUCAAUCGAAUAAAAUGGCAGAAACAAACAGCCAGAUAGUUAAUGAGUUGAACGCUUUGAACGAUGUGGAAAUACAACUCCUAGAUGUAGAUGAUGUAGAUGAUUUGAAUACUGCAUAUCCUGUUGAACAAUUCGGUAUGAGUUGUAUGAACAUCUCAGAGAAUAAUGAACAAACAUAUGACGAGGGUAAUGUUUGGAAAAUCAAUCCACUUGAUAUCAUAGUUGAUUCAAAGAUUGUUUGUGGUGGUUUUAUUAAAAAAACUACUGACACAGCAGGUGAAAUAGUUAAUGACAUCAGAGAUUACCGUCAAUUAGAAGACUUGAAUGAUACGUUUCGUCUAUGUUCUUCAGUGUAAUCAAUAAAGAUUGAUCGGGGAUG